CCUAGUUACUCCAGCAAAGAUUUACCACAGAGACCCGCGCUCUCGCGCCCAACAUCGUUUUUUAGCGUUUCAUGUUCUAAACAAAUGAAGAGAUGGGCGGAAAGAAACAAGAUGAAGAAGAGCAGAACAGCUCCGAGUACGGUUCACCAUCUCAAUUUGACCCCAAAUUCAAUGGCCCCAUUCACAACCGGAGCUGUACAGAUAUCAUCUGCUGUAUUCUCUUCAUGCUGGUCAUCGCUGGUUAUAUGGUGGUAGGAAUUCUGGGUAAAUUUACUGUCUUAUUAAAUCUCUCUCUUAAAUCUCUCAAGGUACUUUAUUGGCAUGAUUGCGUGUUCUUACCAUAUUGCCAAAGCAUUGAACAUAUAACAAAAGACAUACAUUAAGUACAAACAUUAGAGUAAAAUUAAAAUAAGGUGCCGAGUAAGGCAUAAAUAUAGAAUAUAGAAGUACACAGUAAGUAAACAAAUGCAGAAAGAUGAGAAUGGAAUGAAAGUAAAGAGUGUAAGAGAUGAAGGCAGCUGAUAGAUGAAUGUGUGUCUCUUCUCCUCAUAACAUCUGCAUCCGCUCUGUUUCUGAACACCUAACAAACUCAUUGUGUGAAAGGGUUUCUCUCUCACAUCUUUAAAUGGAUCACAGUGAAGGAGAGAGUGUGUCUCUGUCUCCACCUCACCAGUGUCACGGUGUUUGUCUGUGUGUGCCGCUCUCUACGGUCAGACUGUGAUCGC
Triplophysa rosa is the source of this 725-nucleotide messenger RNA. It is a transcript of the gene slc44a4, whose product is annotated as solute carrier family 44 member 4. The coding region runs from base 93 to 383 and encodes 96 amino acids. The record is from RefSeq and is a predicted model, not a curated record. Lineage: Eukaryota; Metazoa; Chordata; Actinopteri; Cypriniformes; Nemacheilidae. The transcript has 3 exons.